CAGGAGAGUGAGUCAGCGCAGAGAUUCACCGCCGAGGAUCUCUCCGCUCGAACACCCAGAGCGAAUCCUAGCGCGAUUCGGCAGUGUACGACCUGGCACUCAUAGUUUCGCUAAGGACGGUUCCGCGGAUAAAUCGGUGACAGCGAAAUAGACGAUGGGAACCCCCUGCUCAAUCUGGAAGUGAUUCCUCAAGACGAGUUUCACCGUCAGGAGAACAUUCACAAAUAUUUGUGAAUGGAGAAACUACCGCCAGAGCUGCUCGAAAUUAUCCUCCGAAACCUCAGAGGCCCGGACCGCGUCAGCUGUGCCCUGGUAUGCCGCCGAUGGGCUGGAAUUCUCUGUUCAUCGCAUCUACUAGCAGACAUCUCCCUAGUCCUGCGCGAUUCCGACCUAGACAGGGCCGCGCCAACUCUACGCGAAAGCUAUCGUCGGUACUCGAGUCUGAAAAUUCACGAUGAUCUUGAAUUUGGAGGCACCCUGUUCGACUUCGACGCUGAGUUUUGGACAUGGAUCUCCGAAGCCCUUCGUGAUUUGCAUCUGGUUAACUGUGAUCUCUCAGCUGCGGUCUUCUACUCGAUACUUCUCGAAUGCAAGACGCUUGAAUUCCUCGAACUCACAGGGUGUCCGAGCUUGAUGAUGUCCGACGCUCUACUGCGACCUCCCGAAGGAAUACGCGUCGCGGAAGUUCAACAUUCCCUACGCAACGUCCGGCGGCUGUCCCUACGGAAGAAUCGAUUCCUGACAGAUGCGUCAUUCAACCAAAUGCUCACUCUGAUGCCUGGGAUCACGUCACUCUGUCUGGCUGGUUGUUCGAACCUUCAGUUCCACCCAGGAAUAUUUCGGAGAUUCCACACCGGCACCAACGAAUUCAGUUCUUCUGUGCUCACUUUCCAGAAUGUGCUCGCCUGCAUGAUGAGAUCACAGAAACGAUUCAUCGAUCUGGACUUCAGCGGCACCCUGAUGAACGCCAAAGCUCUGAUUCAGAUUGUAGAGCUGUACGGAGAAAGUUUGUUGAAUUUACGCCUUGAAAGAUGUGAUCAGCUCACAACGAGAGCUUACGAAGCAAUCGGCGAAUGCAGGAAAUUGCGACUCUUGUCGCUUCAUGAAACCUGUCAAACGAAUGAUAGUCAUUUAGACUCGAUUCUGGGCAACACUCCCGACCUUGAGCAUCUGGACCUUGGCCGCUGUCGACAGAUCAAGGGUCCGACGGUCGAACGUAUAAGUCAACUCAAGAAGCUGCGACACCUGAAUUUAUUCUUCUGUCAAUCAAUGCCUGUUGCCUUGAUGGGGAGCCUGGGAGACUUGACAAAACUGCAGUAUCUAGAUCUGAGCUACACGUAUUGUGACGUCGGAGCUUUCCGCCAAUUCGCGUCUCUAGAAGAGCUCCGGGUCCUCAAGCUUGCCAAUUGCCCGGAGCUCGACACUGAAUGUUUUGUGAUGAUACCUGAAAGAUUCAAGAAACUCGAAGAACUCGACCUUGAGUAUUGUGUGAAUCUCAGCGACGACGCCGCUGAGAGGUUCCAUCUGUUGGAGAAACUGUACAUCUUGAAAGUCACGGGUGCACCCGGAAUCACUGACCGCUCCCUAGAGAACGGAAUCGGCUCCUCGGACAUGAAGGUUUUGAACAUGGCGCUCUGUAGCCUCACCGAUGGCGCAUUAAUCAAAAUAGCAACUCAUCAUGUUUGUUUGGAGUACCUCGAUCUUUCAAAUUGUCCUCGAAUCACGGACGUUGGGCUGAUCUCUGCGGUUCAGUGUUUGCCACGUUUGCGCAGUCUGUUGCUCAGACAUUGUCGUUCCUUAACCGAUCGGACUCUGGAGGCGCUCAAAGAAAACUGCCCGCAACUCCGCAGACUAGAAGUGGACCACUGCUCCAUGACCAACGACGCCAUUGAUCUACUAGCUCACCUGAGACCGACGGUUGAUAUAAAUUAAAGAAGAAUUUGAGACAGAGUCUACGCUUCUGAGUCCGUGCCUUCGCCCGGAAACUCUUGACGCCGGAACUCUCCUCCCUUCUUCGAUCCGUCCCGAAAAGCAACAUCACGGCGGAGGAUGCUUUCGCAUAUGAGUGGAAAAAUGAGUGAACUGCGCUUCCGACAGGGGUCGAGCCCAUCAACUCGGCGAAUCUUAUCCCCCCCUCCUGAAGACGUUUCUUACC
Messenger RNA from Galendromus occidentalis (western predatory mite), 2155 nucleotides. RefSeq names its product dynein regulatory complex subunit 6. Gene Ontology annotation, molecular function: protein binding. The record is from RefSeq and is a predicted model, not a curated record. Gene Ontology annotation, biological process: SCF-dependent proteasomal ubiquitin-dependent protein catabolic process. The coding region runs from base 235 to 1932 and encodes 565 amino acids. Gene Ontology annotation, cellular component: SCF ubiquitin ligase complex. Lineage: Eukaryota; Metazoa; Arthropoda; Arachnida; Mesostigmata; Phytoseiidae. The transcript has 4 exons.